AGUUGGAGUAGGAAAUUCCUUCGUGGGGUUGACAUGUACUCGCAAGGACGAAGUUUUUUUUGUAGUUGCUUCGGCGUCGUCUUGUCCGAUUCCAACUGCUAAUUUCCCAAGCAAUUGCGUCUUCAAUACGAACCAGAGAGGACUUUGACUUUGCCAGCCAGUCGGGGCUGGGUCUUCCUUCUUAUCUGCCCCUCCCCGUCUCCCUCACGCACUUCUCCUGUCUCCUCUCGCCGGCCUCUCCGGAAGCAGCUGGGAGAGCCAUGGUGCGGGCGAGUCUUCUCGCCGUGCACGACGCCGUAGCGAGCGGCCACCUCAGCCCCGUGGCCGUCGUGGCGCUCGCGGUGGCCGCGACGGUGGCCGUGGCGGCGAUCGCGGCUUUCGGGUGCGCGCAGGGCGCCAAGAAGCAGAAGCCGCCCAGGCAGAACAACAACGUCUACUACUACGGCCAGGGAUACCCGCCGCCCCCCGCGGGAGCGUACGGCUACCCGGCGCAGCAGCCGGCCCCCGGCUACGCGUACCCGCAGCAGCAGCAGAGCGCCGGGAGGCCCGGCCGCAGCGGCCUCGGGUCCGGCGCAGCGGGCCUCGCCGUCGGCGCGGUCGGGGGGCUGGCCGCCGGCGCGGUCAUUGGCUCGGCGCUCAGCUCCGGCGGAGGCGGGUGCGGUGGCGGUGGUUGCGGAGGCGGUGGCUGCGGUGGCGGUGGUUGCGGCGGCGGGUGCGGCGGUUGACCUCGUCGUAGUCUGCGGUGGUUGUAUUCACGUGAUUUUUAAUCCAAAUAUAUCCGUGUGAUUAGCAUGCGUUAUUGUAAGUUUGUUCACGAGUUUGAAUUGGAAUGGUGUCACUUUUUAUCAUGUAAUUCCAGUUCUGGUGAUGUCUGACCAAGUAUUAGAUUGUUUCCUCUUAUUUUAUUUUGAA
This is a messenger RNA of Panicum hallii, 912 nucleotides long. RefSeq names its product loricrin-like. The coding region runs from base 261 to 725 and encodes 154 amino acids. NCBI's taxonomy places the organism in Eukaryota, Viridiplantae, Streptophyta, Magnoliopsida, Poales, Poaceae. The record is from RefSeq and is a predicted model, not a curated record. The transcript has a single exon.